AAAUAUGGUAACAGAUCUUAUUGUUAAAGGAUUAGUUUUAAUAAGAAAAAGUAGGAACAUUCAUUCAAUUAUAAAAAAUAAGAAAACUCAAAUUCAAUUAUUAAUUUGCCCUCUAAUCUGUUAUACUUCAAAUUAUGUUAACUCAGUGAAAUAAAUGAAAGCUAUGAAAGAAGCAAAUAUAAUUUAAUUUGAUUUUUUGAUUAAUCUAUUUUAGCCAUCUCUUAUUCAAAAUAAUCUCAAACGAAUAAAUUAGAGAAAAAAUAGGAUCAAAAGAAAAAGUCAAAUAAGCAAUUGUCAAAUUGAUUCAUCAUACUCUUGAGAAUUAUGGAUAAUAAAACUUUAAAAA
Messenger RNA from Paramecium sonneborni, 346 nucleotides. The record is from the annotation of a GenBank genome assembly. NCBI's taxonomy places the organism in Eukaryota, Ciliophora, Oligohymenophorea, Peniculida, Parameciidae.